AUGGAGCUGGAAAAUAUUGUUGCCAAUACUGUCUUGCUGAAAGCCAGGGAAGGGGGUGGAGGAAAGCGCAAAGGCAAAAGCAAAAAGUGGAAGGAAAUCUUGAAAUUCCCUCACAUUAGCCUGUGUGAAGAUCUCCGAAGAACAAUAGAGAGAGAUUAUUACAGUUUAUGCGACAAGCAGCCAAUUGGAAGGCUUCUCUUUCGGCAGUUCUGUGAAACUCGACCGGAGCUUGAGUGUUGCAUUAGGUUCCUUGACUCGGUGGCAGAGUAUGAAAUUGCUCCAGAUGAAAAACUGGGAGAGAAAGGAAAGGAAAUCAUGAUGAAAUACCUCACCCCAGAGUCCCCAGUUUAUGUUGCAGAAGUCAGUCAAGAUCUUGUUCAUCAGACUGAGGAAAAACUCGAAAUCAGCCCCUGCAAAGAGCUGUUUUCUCACUGUGCAAAAUCUGUCCUUGACUACCUAAGUGGAGAGCCAUUUCAAGAAUACCUAGACAGCAUGUACUUUGAUAGGUUUCUGCAGUGGAAGUGGUUGGAAAGGCAACCAGUAACGAAAAACACAUUUAGGCAGUACAGGGUACUAGGAAAAGGUGGUUUUGGGGAGGUCUGUGCUUGCCAAGUCCGAGCGACAGGGAAAAUGUAUGCCUGCAAAAGAUUAGAGAAGAAGAGAAUAAAAAAGAGGAAAGGCGAAUCCAUGGCAUUAAAUGAAAAGCAGAUUUUAGAAAAAGUCAAUAGUCAAUUUGUAGUUAACUUAGCCUAUGCCUAUGAAACAAAGGAUGCACUGUGUUUAGUUCUGACCAUAAUGAAUGGGGGUGACUUGAAGUUCCACAUCUACAACAUGGGAAACCCAGGCUUUGAGGAGGAGAGAGCUUUGUUUUAUGCAGCAGAGAUUCUUUGUGGCUUGGAAGAUCUGCAUAGAGAAAACACUGUAUACAGAGAUUUGAAGCCAGAAAAUAUCCUGUUAGAUGAUUAUGGUCAUAUUAGAAUAUCUGAUCUGGGUCUAGCUGUUAAAAUCCCGGAGGGUGACUCAAUCCGUGGAAGGGUAGGAACAGUAGGGUAUAUGGCUCCAGAAGUCUUGAACAAUCAGAGAUACACCCUCAGCCCUGACUACUGGGGGCUAGGUUGCCUCAUUUAUGAAAUGAUUGCUGGACAAUCACCAUUUCGUGGAAGGAAAGAGAAGGUAAAGAGAGAAGAGGUGGACAGGAGAGUCCUGGAGACUGAAGAGGUGUACUCCCAUAAAUUUUCUGAGGAGGCCAAGUCUGUCUGUAAAAUGCUACUAACCAAAGACGUGAAGCAGAGGCUGGGAUGUCAGGGGGAAGGUGCAGUGGAAGUGAAGAAGCACCCAUUCUUCAAGAGUAUGAACUUCAAACGAUUAGAGGCAGGAAUGUUGGACCCUCCCUUUGUCCCUGAUCCCAGAGCAGUAUACUGCAAGGAUGUGUUAGACAUCGAGCAAUUCUCCACAGUGAAAGGGGUAAACCUGGACCAAACAGAUGAUGAUUUCUAUUCCAAGUUUUCCACAGGAUCCGUAUCUAUUCCAUGGCAGAAUGAGAUGAUAGAAACAGAGUGUUUUAAAGAGCUAAAUGUAUUUGGACCAAAUGGUACUAUUUCACCGGACCUAAACAAAAGCUACCCCCCAGAGCCACCCAAGAAAGGAUUACUACAUAGAAUAUUUAAACGUCAGCAUCAAAACAAUUCAAAGAGUUCACCGAAUUCAAAGGCGAGUUUAAAUCACCACAUAAAUUCAAACCAUGUAAGUUCAAACUCUACCGGAAGCAGCUAG
Molecule: messenger RNA, 1773 nt
Organism: Emys orbicularis (European pond turtle)
Lineage: Eukaryota; Metazoa; Chordata; Testudines; Emydidae
Gene: GRK5
Product: G protein-coupled receptor kinase 5
Exons: 16
Coding region: 1-1773 (590 amino acids)
Biological process (GO): regulation of signal transduction; signal transduction; protein phosphorylation
Cellular component (GO): cytoplasm
Molecular function (GO): G protein-coupled receptor kinase activity; ATP binding
Source: RefSeq, a predicted model, not a curated record